AAGAGGGUUCAUUAGAAGAUGGCUUCCAGUUCCAGUUCUAGUUUUGAUGUCCUUGAAUCAGCAAUCAAUGAGCUUGAUCAGCAGUUGAGAAGUAACGUUUUGCAAAUUUCAGGCUGGUUUUCCCUUCUGAAUAAUCAUCUACACGACCUGCACUUUUUCGCAUAUCUGAGAACCAUCUUGAUUUGCAUUCACAAGUCAAGUGAUACGGAUGAAGUUGCGAAAAUUUUAGGAUCCCUCCCGGUGAAAGUUGAAGCUGCAUUUCAGGAGAUUGCGGGGGAUCUCAACGUUGCGUCUCAGAAGAAGUACAUCCCAGAAUGUCCUUCGAAACUACACGAUGUUUUGCAUCAGUCAAGAGUAAAAGUGAAGCUUUUCAAGCAUCAAAUUGAAGAAGCUCUUGGCCAUCUGUCUGGCUGCUCCCUUGUGUUGCAUUCUGCCUCUCUUGAUUAUGCUCUUUGGUUUAAUUUCAUCUUUUCUAUAGAAGGGAUGCUGCACGAAAUCAGCAGUGUUACUGAUUCUAUUGAAGAACAGAAAACAAUCGGUCUUUUGAAACGUGACAUGAAGCAUCUCCAACACUUCUUGCAUGGAGUACUGGAUUUUGAGUAUGGCUUCCCUAGCGAUCCAAAGGUUAACAGUUUCUUGACUCAUCUCACAUCUGUAGCUGUUUGCAUUGCAAAUUGGUCUCUGCAAUACUGGAUCAUAAAGCGGGACUCAAUCGAAAAAAAGUCUUCAAUAGUUCAGCUUCAGGAUUUGCUAAGGAGGAUUUAUCCUACUACCCCAGAAGUUCUAGAAUUGAACCUCAAUUUCCUCAGAGCUCUCAACAAAAUUUGCAAUGGACCAGAUGAAUAUUUUGCAGAAUCCUUUCUCUUUUUUCUUUUGGCAAUAAGAGAUCCCUAUCUUGGCAAUCUCUUUGUUGAGGAAAGGAGAGAUGACAUUCUCAUGGAGCUAAGUUCCAAAUCAAACCAGCAGUACAAUAUUUUCAUAGGAUUACGGUCCUUGAUAAUCUAUUGCAUCAGCACCAAUGAGCCAGAAGAACACAAUGAGGAUGUGCAAAUAAUCUUGUAUGAAAUCAAAGCGCUCCUCAUAGAGGCAGGGCUUUUCUUUCCAUCUGAAAGUGACCAUCCAUCUUCAGAGUGGCAGGAAAAAAUUUGCCUUCUCCAGUCAGAGAUAUUCCUCAAGCAGCAACUAAAAGGAAGCACAAUCUUUGUUGAGGGUCAAUUUGAAGACCUUAAAGAAGUUCUGACUAACCUGAAUUAUCAGAGCUCUGCACUCAUUGUAGAAGUUUACAGAGAGAUAUCAUCUCUUUAUCAAUCUGUUCGGCAAAAUGGCACUACAGAAGCCAAGGCAAGGAUUUCUCUUUUUACUUUGCUUUCAAGGAUUCUACUUUUCAAGGUAAAUUCAUCUUGUAUGGAGUUACUGAAAGAUAAUGAAUGCUCUACUUUUCUUAAAAAAGAUCAUAUUCAAACCCUUCUUGAGGGGUUAAAAUGGUUUGCAACAUGUGUCACAAAUGAUCAACUGGACAAUCCAGAGAAUGUGGAGCUCAUCCUCACAGGCAUUGAAGCAGUUUCUACAAGAGUAAGAUGCCUCCAUCACACAUUUCUUCGUGACAGAAUCACAGAAGAGAUGAUCAAUAAAACUAUCCUUUCAUUUUCUGAAUUGCUAGAUAAUUUGAUGCUUAUCAAGCCAGAGCUUAGGAAGGUCCAUCCCCAAAUUCAAAGGUCUAAUUUCCCUAAGAUUUGUGGAAUGGGGUUUAUCGAUGAUCUCAUAGGAAGCACACAGGAGCUGCUCAAACAUGACCCUGAUUCAAUUGCCCUUGUGAAGCAUCAGAUUGAAGAGAUUCACUCUGGCCUAACAUUUUUGAGAUCUUUCUUCAUGGAUAUUACAGAGCCAUCUGAGGGGCAUGAUGCACUGAAAGAUCUUGGUACAAGCAUAACAGAUGUGGCAUGUGAGGUGGAAUAUGUCAUAGAUUUCAUUGAGGUAGGAACUGGUAUUAAUUGGAAACAUGUGCUAUGGCUUUAUGAUCUGCUUGAAGAGAUUAGGCUUAUUAAGAUGAUGGUCACCAAUUCUUACGAGAAAUUAACUUGUUAUGCCAUGACACAAAGUGCCAAUCAGAUUUCAAGGCAAAUUGUAUCACAGUUUGGUAUGACAGAAAUAAAUGAAGAGGUGGUAGUCCUGAAUGAUCAAGCAGAAAAUGUAAUAGUUCGACUGAUGAGAGGAACCUUACAGCGAGAUGUUGUCUCUAUUGUUGGCAUGCCAGGAAUUGGCAAGACAACAUUGGCCAAGAAAGUUUACAAUGAUCCUAAUGUUGCAUAUCACUUCCAUAUCCGUGCCUGGUGCUCUGUUUCGCAAGGAUACCAAAAAAGGAACGUACUACUUGACAUUCUAGGCAACAUCAGCAUCAGUGGGCUUAUGGAUAACAUGCAUCAUAUGAGGAUUGAGGAUUUAGAAGUAAAGUUGUAUCAGCACUUGAAGCAAAAAAGAUACCUGAUAGUCAUGGAUGAUGUGUGGGGCACUGAGUCAUGGAGUGAUUUGCAAAGUUCACUACCAAAUGAUGGAAAUGGCAGUAGGAUCUUGAUAACAAGUCGUCUACAUGAUGUGGCCUUAAAAGUUAAACCUGAUAGUGAUCCUCUUUGUCUUCGUCUACUUUCUGAAGAUGAAAGUUGGAAGUUGUUACGGAUGAAGAUACUUCAUGGAGGCUGCAGCGAGGAACUGCAAGAAGUUGGCAAGAAAAUUGCUAAGAGGUGUGAAGGUCUACCCCUUGCAAUUGUGGCCGUAGCUGGUCUUCUGGCAAGGACAGAAAAGAACCAAGAUCGGUGGGAAAGAAUUGCAGAAAGCUUAAGCUCAAAGAUCAAUGAUGAUCCACAAAGUCGGUGCAAGGACAUCUUACAGCUAAGCUACAAUCACUUACCAGAUAGAUUGAAAGCGUGUUUUCUGUACAUGGGAGCUUUUGUGAUAGACAAAGAUAUUCCAGUAAGGAAGUUGACAAGGCUAUGGAUUGCCGAAGGUUUCAUACAGGGUACUAAGAGCUUGGAAGAUAUUGCAGAAGCGUACUUGAUGGAUCUCAUUGGCCGAAACCUGGUAAUGCUUUCCAAAAGAAGAUCCAUGGGAGGGGUCAAAACAUGUCGUGUUCAUGAUAUUCUACACGACUUCUGCUUGGCAAAAGCAACUGAAGAGAACUUUCUACAAUUAAUUGCCAGAAAGCAUUUUGUGAAGUCGAGACCUUCCAGCUCGUGUGCCCGUUCUCUAAUACUCUUUCCUACCUGUGAUACAUACCCAAGACAUCCCUAUGAUAUCUCAUUCAUUGCUCUCCAUUUCAAACUUCUUAGGGUGUUGGAUUUGGAAAACAUUAAUAUGGGUGUUUGCUUUCCCACCGGAAUAGAGUUACUAAUUCAAUUGACAUAUCUUGCUGUUAGUGGUGAUAUUGACUCUGUACCACAAUCCAUUGCAGACCUCUGGAAACUAGAAACCCUUAUUGUGAAGGGAUUGAAAGAUGAGAAGAUCAUACUGCCUGAUACUAUCUGGUGCAUGGUAAAGUUAAGGCAUGUUGUUGUAAACAAUCAUGUUAUUUUCAUCUCCCAAGAUGACAAGCUUGGAGUUUCCUCUCAGUUAGAUAACUUGGUCACAUUUUCCACUCUAUCCUUUUCUUCUGGGAAAGAUACAGGGAUGAUCCUACAAAGGCUACCAAAUCUCCGCAAAUUGGGAUGCAUUUUUAUGGAAUCCCGGGAUUCUUUAAGCGUGAAGUUUCCAGAAUUGGACACUCUAACGCGGCUGGAGUCAUUGAAAAUGGUGUACAUUGGUAGACCUCUAACUUCGAUUGAAUUUAAUCUCCCUUUAAAUCUUAAAAAACUGACUCUCUCAAAUUUUCGCCUACCAUGGGAUCACAUUUCUGCCAUUGGGAAGAGGUUACAGAAUCUUGAGGUUCUCAAAUUGCUUUCUAGAGCCUUUGAGGGGCAGACUUGGGAUAUGAGGGAAGGGGAGUUCAUCAAACUCAAAUACUUAAUGUUAGACACUCUGAGUAUUGCCCAGUGGAAUGCCACCAGUGAUCACCUUCCCAACCUUGAGCAACUGGUGCUCAGAAACUGUAAGAAGCUUGAGGAAGUCCCUUUUUCUCUGGGAGAGAUCACGACGCUGCAAAUGAUUGAAGUGCAAUCAUGUAAGAAAUCUACUGAGGAAUCUGCAAUAAGAAUUGGAAAAGAAGGAUGGAUUGAGGGGCUCAAGAUUAUUGUCAAUCAAAGCAUUCAUGUUUGAGAUCAUCAUAAUGGUUGAUCAUCCUUUGUUUUAACCAACUGCUGGCAAUGUGAGUAUACUAUCAGUUUCUUCUACAACAGACUCAUUUUUAUUGAAUACACAAAUCUUUCCUUUUGUUUGUAUGCAGCACUCUUCAACAGGCUACUCUGUAUAGAAGAAAACUUCUUUUGUUUCAUUUCUCUUUGAAGAAGGUACAAUGUAAUUUUGUGAUGAAUAAAUGUAGAUUAUCAAUGCGAAUUCAGCGUCAAAGCAAA
Coffea arabica (coffee) is the source of this 4499-nucleotide messenger RNA. The record is from RefSeq and is a predicted model, not a curated record. NCBI's taxonomy places the organism in Eukaryota, Viridiplantae, Streptophyta, Magnoliopsida, Gentianales, Rubiaceae.